UCACGAACGACAAUGUUGCCCAUCAAGAGACGCAAGGUCGACGAGGACCAGCCAAAGAGCUUAGCUCCAAGUAAGAAGAAGACGAAACAUAUUUUUAAGGAAGUUGUGUCAGAACCUUCGUCGCCAGAACCCGAGCAAGAGAAUGUCCAGCCACAGCCCGAGGGUUCGGAAGUGGCAGCAGAAGUAGAGGGAGAACCAGAGGCGACGAAAUCAUUCAAAGACUUGGGCAUCAUCGACUCUCUUUGCGAUGCAUGUACGGCUUUGGGAUACAAAGCCCCGACUCCAAUUCAAGCACAAUCGAUACCCCUCGCACUCAAAGGUCGAGAUCUCAUAGGUCUGGCAGAGACUGGUAGUGGAAAGACAGCGGCAUUUGCGCUUCCAAUUCUCCAAGCUCUGCUCGACAAGCCCCAAGCUCUCUUCGGACUCGUCCUUGCGCCGACCCGUGAGUUGGCGUACCAAAUAUCGCAAGCCUUCGAGGCAUUGGGCGCAUUAAUAUCUGUACGAUGUGCAGUUAUUGUUGGUGGAAUGGAUAUGGUUCCGCAAGCCAUUGCGCUUGGCAAGAAACCUCAUAUUAUUGUGGCUACACCUGGACGACUGUUGGACCAUCUAGAGAACACAAAGGGAUUCUCUUUACGAUCGUUGAAAUACCUGGUCAUGGACGAGGCUGAUAGAUUGCUGGAUCUUGACUUUGGACCCAUUCUCGACAAGAUUUUGAAGGUCCUUCCACGAGAGCGCAAGACUUACCUCUUCUCUGCAACAAUCAGUUCCAAGGUUGAAAGUCUGCAGAGAGCAAGUUUGAAAGACCCACUUCGAGUCAGCGUCAGUAGCAGCAAGUAUCAAACGGUCUCGACCUUGCUUCAGAACUACGUCUUCAUACCUCUCAUUCACAAAGAUACCUACCUGGUCUUUCUUCUAAACGAAUUUGCUGGACGUUCGGCAAUUGUCUUCACUAGAACAGUCAACGAGACGCAGCGGAUUGCCAUCCUCCUACGAUCGCUUGGCUUUGGCGCGAUUCCAUUGCACGGCCAGCUCAGUCAGUCCGCGCGUCUGGGAGCGCUGAAUAAGUUCAGAGCUGGCUCGCGGGAGAUCCUUGUGGCAACUGAUGUUGCAGCUCGUGGUCUCGACAUCCCAUCUGUCGACGUGGUGCUUAAUUACGACUUACCACCUGAUAGCAAGACCUAUAUUCAUCGCGUUGGACGAACAGCAAGAGCCGGCAAGGCUGGACAUGCUAUUAGUCUUGUUACGCAAUAUGAUGUCGAGAUUUUCAAGAGAACAGAGGCGGCGCUGAAAAUGGAGCUGAAGGAGUAUAAGACAGAGAAGGAUGAGGUUCUGGUGUUCAAGGCUAGGGUGGAAGAGGCUCAACGGCAUGCGAGAAAUGAGAUGAAGAACUUGCACGAGGAUCGGGGAAAGAAGGGGGCGGUAUUGAAAGGCAGAAGACCGAAACCAGGUGACAAAAAGAGAGGUCGGGACGAAAUGGAUAGGGAAGAAGGUUGAUGUUGAGUUCAUAUGUGGGUAUACUUAAAUCAGCCAAUUGAUUUUG
Messenger RNA from Mollisia scopiformis, 1540 nucleotides. Its product is annotated as DEAD-domain-containing protein. The record is from RefSeq and is a predicted model, not a curated record. The transcript has 2 exons. Lineage: Eukaryota; Fungi; Ascomycota; Leotiomycetes; Helotiales; Mollisiaceae. Gene Ontology annotation, molecular function: ATP binding; RNA helicase activity; nucleic acid binding. Bases 13 to 1494 code for a protein of 493 amino acids.